GGAUCGUCGACGUUACGCUUCCUCCUAGCUCCCACUGACGAUUCGAAUCUGCAGCGAAUAUGGCGACGAUGGACGGCGACACGAAGCUCGAUAUGUACGACGACGUCACGUACGCGGUGGACGCUCAGCACGUUGAGGGUGAGAUGACAGUGGGUUCGAAGCAGCAGCGGCCAACUUUGGGAGAACCGGAAUUCAACACGUUAGACGAGCCCAUCAAAGAUACAAUUUUGAGGGACGUCCGAGCGGUAGGCAAGAAGUUUUUCCAUGUUUUAUAUCCUAAAGAGAAGAAAAGUCUACUGAAAGAAUGGGAUCUAUGGGGACCAUUAAUAUUGUGUACUUUUAUGGCGAUGAUAUUGCAAGGUUCCACUGAUGCAGCGGAUAACUCGAACGAUGGAGGACCUGAAUUUGCAGAAGUGUUUGUCAUCGUGUGGAUUGGAUCUAUGGUUGUUACGUUGAAUUCGAAACUGUUGGGUGGAAAUAUAUCUUUCUUCCAAAGCGUUUGCGUCCUAGGGUAUUGCCUAUUACCGACUGCCAUCGCGUUAAUUCUAUGCAGAAUUAUACUGAUAGUACAGCAAAGCACUUUCCUAUUUACCCUUAGAUUUGUGAUCAGCAUGAUUGGAUUUUUGUGGGCAACAUAUGCGUCUAUGGCAUUCCUGGGCGACAGUCAACCCGCAGGGAGGAAAGCAUUAGCAGUAUAUCCAAUUUUUCUGUUUUACUUCGUCAUAUCAUGGCUAGUUAUAUCCCACACCACAUAAAAUGCAGCACAAAAAUUAAUCUGUUACAAGACUGCGCAUUGCUCCGACCUUCCGUGUCAAGUUUCGGAGGACGAUGGAAAAAAAACCGGGAGGAGAUGCAAUGCUUUUUCGUACAUGGUAUUUUCCAAGUCCUGCAUUUGGACAUAUUCCAAUAUCGUGCUUUUGUGAAUAAUACACAAGUAUGGUAGGCAAAUAUUUAUGAUCUUAGAUUCUCAUUCGAUACGUCAAUUAUGAGACUUGUAAUUAUAUUUAAUCUCACUGUGAAUGCACAUUACGAUUGAGACAAAUAUCUUGUCGAUAUAUAAUAAUAUAAAACUAUAUUCUUUCUGCAUGAAUGUGAAAAAUUGAUCAGAUUGGUAUAUAUUUGUACAGAUAUGAAAAAAAAUGAUGUAGUACGAGCGAUAAUUACUUGUAAUUAAUUCUAGACUGUUGAAUCUGGAUAUUUCCUGUACUUCCAUAAAUUUUAACGAUUUUUUUUACCAGAUUCCGAUUUUAAUUAUAAUUUAAUUAAAUUCAGACAGUGCAGAAGUUCGAUGUAUAAUUUAUAUCUUUUUGUAUAUUAUGUACAUAGAAUUACGUUUAAACCAUAUGUUACAAUAAAAUAAUACAGCAUA
Messenger RNA from Temnothorax curvispinosus, 1369 nucleotides. RefSeq names its product protein YIPF6. Gene Ontology annotation, cellular component: trans-Golgi network; membrane. Gene Ontology annotation, biological process: endoplasmic reticulum to Golgi vesicle-mediated transport. The coding region runs from base 60 to 755 and encodes 231 amino acids. The transcript has 7 exons. The record is from RefSeq and is a predicted model, not a curated record. Lineage: Eukaryota; Metazoa; Arthropoda; Insecta; Hymenoptera; Formicidae.